Manihot esculenta (cassava) is the source of this 2306-nucleotide messenger RNA. RefSeq names its product protein decapping 5. Gene Ontology annotation, cellular component: P-body. The coding region runs from base 196 to 2076 and encodes 626 amino acids. Gene Ontology annotation, biological process: cytoplasmic stress granule assembly; P-body assembly. The transcript is spliced from 9 exons. Gene Ontology annotation, molecular function: mRNA binding. Lineage: Eukaryota; Viridiplantae; Streptophyta; Magnoliopsida; Malpighiales; Euphorbiaceae. The record is from RefSeq and is a predicted model, not a curated record.
GGCCCGCGUGGCUCUCCCUUAUUGGACACCUCAUUAUACCCCAAUAAAUGACCAAAAACCACAACCCCACCCCCACACACCCGUUAAAAAAAAAAAAAGGAAAAAGAAAAAGAGAAACACCUGAUUUAGAUCUUCGCUAUUCUACACACAGGAACCGGUUAGGAUUAGAGUAAAGAAGCGUGAGAUUCAUCCACUAUGGCUACGGAGAAUAGUACGAAUACGGCAUCGACUUCGAGAUCGAAUUCGACCGCCGAUUCCUACCUCGGCAGCUUGAUAAGCUUGACUUCCAAGAGUGAGAUCAGAUACGAGGGCGUUCUCUACAAUAUCAACACCGAAGAGUCCAGCAUCGGAUUGAAAAACGUGCGGUCAUUUGGAACAGAAGGAAGGAAAAAAGAUGGCCCGCAAAUCCCACCCAGUGACAAAGUUUAUGAAUACAUAUUGUUCCGUGGAAGUGACAUCAAGGACUUACAGGUCAAGUCUUCUCCACCUUUUCAGCCAACACCACCUAUAAACAAUGAUCCAGCAAUUAUACAGUCUCACUAUCCUCAUCCAGUUUCUACAUCUGCAAGCUUGUCACCUGCUGUUAGUGGGUCUUUGAGCGACAUCGGAUCCCACAAUGCUCAAAUGGGACUACCUGGAUCUAAUUUCCAAGGUGGGCUGCCUCUAUAUCAACCUGGAGGGAAUUUAGGAACAUGGGGAGCUUCACCUCCUCCCCCAAAUGCAAAUGGCAGUGGGCUUGCUAUGCCCAUGUAUUGGCAAGGUUACUAUGGCCCUCCAAAUGGGCUUCCUCAUUUACACCAGCAAUCCUUGCUUCGACCACCACCUGGGCUGUCAAUUCCUCCUUCCUUGCAGCAGCCAAUGCAAUAUCCAAACUAUAAUGCCCCUUUACCCGCAGGAGCCUCAAACUUGCCGCUUUCCAACUUGCCAACUGCUAACUUGUCGGUUUCAAACUUGCCAGCUUCCUUGUCAGACAUGCAAUCUCCUUUGCUUUCUGCCGGAACUAGUUCCCUUAAUUUAGUAUCCUCUUCUUCAGCAUCAUCUACUUUGCCUUCAACUUUACACUCAGUGCCCUCUGCUAGUUUAGGUUCCGAAAUAUUACCGAGUUUGAUUCCUAAUAAGACUUCUAGUUCUGCACUUCCGGCAGCCAAUUUAAAUGCCAGCUUACAGGCACUCUCUCCUUUGACUUCUUCAGGCCCAGAAUUAAAUACAAUUGUACCACCAAUCUCUAGCAAGCCUAAUGCAAUUUCUGGUCCAACUAUACCUUAUCAAAGCACUGUACAAUCAAUGCCUUCUGUUGUUGCCUCUAAUACUCUUCGAACAGAAGCGCCAACACCUUCAUUGGUAACCCCAGGUCAGUUGUUGCAGUCUGGACCCACUACAGUCCCUUCAUCGCAACCUGCACAAACAGCUCAUAAAGAUGUAGAGGUUGUUCAGGCAUCAUCAACAUUAUCAAUGGAGCCAUCAGUGCCUGUUGUUACGGAAGGGCAGCCACCAAUACUCCCAACACCUGUUCCAGCACGGGCAAAUAAUAAGCCAAAUGGAGCUCCAUUCCAUUCUCGUCACGGUUAUAGGGGGCGUGGAGGAGGAAGAGGAAUAGGGAGUUCACAUCCUGUGACAAGAUUUACUGAGGAAUUCGAUUUUAUGGCAAUGAAUGAAAAAUUCAAGAAGGAUGAAGUAUGGGGUCAUCUUGGUAAGAGUAACAAAUCUCAUUCGAAGGACAGAGAAUAUGGAAAAGGCAGUGAUGAUGAUGAUUCUCAAUAUGAAGAUGAUGAUGAAUUAACUGAGAUUGAAGUCAAGCCUGUUUAUAACAAAGAUGACUUUUUUGAUACACUCUCCUGCAAUGCACUUGAUCGUGAUUCUCAGAACGGAAGGACUAGAUUUUCUGAGCAACUGAAAAUAGACACAGAGACUUUUGGCAACUUUUCAAGGUAUCGAGGAGGUAGGGGUGGCCGGGGCAUUCCUCGUGGUGGUCGAUCUCGUGGAUCUUAUGGAAGGGGUUAUGGCUAUGGCUAUGGGUAUGGCUACAACUACGGUGGUAGGGGCCGUGGCCGUGCCAUGCCUGAUCGGGCAUCAUAGGCUGUGCUUGGUAUUCUGAAAUGAUAGUUGGCAAAGAGGCCAAUCGCCCCUGAAUCAACAAACUAAUAUAGGGCUAUGCUUGCAACGUGUUUUCCUGACUGUCAAUAAAGCAUAGGAUGUGCUCAGUGUUUUUCGUUUAGUCCAUUCGCGUUCCCUUUUGUUUAACGGUCCUGGUGGAGCUAAUGAAGGAGAAUUAUAUAUCAAUAGAAGAAUUACUUGUUUACCAUUCA